Molecule: messenger RNA, 4343 nt
Organism: Schistosoma bovis
Lineage: Eukaryota; Metazoa; Platyhelminthes; Trematoda; Strigeidida; Schistosomatidae
Source: the annotation of a GenBank genome assembly
UUGAAUAAUUAAAUACUAAUAUAUAAAUUGAUCAUUUAAUCUCUCUCUCGCGCGCGCGUGCACGCGCACACACACACACUCACUAUAUAUAUAUAUAAUGGCGAUUUUUGAAAUGUGCUCUGUGCACUAUAUUAAACACAGAUCAAUUUCAAAUUAAAUCAUUAAAUUUCUGUAUUUAAAAAAAAUCGAUCAAUUAUGAUCAAUAUUUUAUUUUUUUUCUUUUAAUCAGUAAAAUAAAGUGAAUAUAUAUAUAUAUAUAUAUAUAAAUAAUAAAUAAUCUCACAUUCAUUUACACAAAUUACAUACAUGGACACAUAUCUAUGUGGCAACAUGUACACACAUACACGUACACACACGCACACACACUUGUUUAUGUACAUAUGCCCAAUUCAAAUUAGCUUAAUGUUCUCUUUCCGUAUAUAUAUGUAUGUUGUGUUUUCUUUUUAAAGAAUAAGUUGGGAUUAUGUUUAUGAUAAACAAGAUAUAAAUAUUAAAAGAACAAAACAAACAAUGAAUUAAUUAAAUAGAAUGGAUAUUAAAGUGAAUUCAUUGUAGUGAACACCACAUAUAUAUAUAUAUAUAACUAUACUUAUGAUUAUUUAUUUAUAUUUAUCAUAAUCAUAAUGAAUAUUGAAUUAAACACUGAAAAACAAAAAAUAAAUAUGUUAGAAACUGUUAAUACUACUAAUGAAAAUACUACUCAUAUUACAACUACAACUAUAAAUACUAUGACAAGUAUAUCUACAAAUAUAAAUUCAAAAUCAAUUGGAAAUAGUUUAUAUGAAAGACGUAGAAAUUGGCGUGUACAUCAAAUGAAAUCAUGUAUGGAACCUCCAAUAAAUUAUUCAAUAACAUCAAUAUAUCAUAAAGAUAAUGAUGGAAUAAAAUUAAAUACUACUACAAAAAAAUCAGAUAUAUUACAUCAUAAAGAAAAUUGGUGGGGGAAAACUAUUAGUCAUGAACCCAGUGUAUUAAUAACUCCUUUUGCUCAAAUUUUAACUAUUCUAAAUCGUGCAAGAGAUUUCUUAUCUAAUUAUACUUCAAACUCUCCCUCUUAUUCUCCACAUGAUCCUAAUAUGUUUAACACGAAGUCAGUUGGUUGUGAUGAAAAAUAUGUUAAUUGUCUACAUCAAUUUGAUGUAGAUUAUGUGAAUCAAUUAUUAAAUGAAUUUGAUUGGUGUUUGGAAGUAUUGGAUAGUUUACAAUGUAAACGUUCUGUAAGCAGUUUAACACGGAUGAAAUUACGUAGUCUUCUUAGUCAAGAGUUGGCCGCUUCAUUUAAUGAAUCAAAUGAUAAAACUGUUAAGAAAGAUUCAAUCAAAAAAUCAACCACAACAUCUUACAAUGUUCGUUUUGAUGAUUCAACUUUAAAAAGCUCCUCUCUACUAUUACAUGAUCAAGAUAGUAAUAAUAAUAAUAAUAAGUCAAAUAUUAGUCAAAUGCAAAAACGUAAACAACAAUUUAGAAGUUGUAGAUCACAAGUUUGUGAAUACAUUUGUAAAACAUUUCUUGAAGAAGACGAUGAUGAUGAUGAUGAUGAUGAUGUUGACAAUAAUCAUGAAGAUAACGAUGAUGAUGAUAAUAAUAAUAAUGAUGAGAACAACUCCAAAAAUACAUCAUCAUAUAAUCUAUCAACAGAAAAAACUAUUCAUUUGAAUAGUCCAAAAUCAAAACUUCGAUUCAAUGAUAAAUAUGAAAAAACAAUAGAUGAAUCUAAUGAAACAAAUGAAUCUACAACUGAUCAAAUUUCUGAACUAAAAUCUAUCUCAUCUACACAAUUCAAUGAUACAGAUGUAAUAUCUACUACAUUAAAGUUAAUUACAUUAAAUAUUGAACAUUUUGAUAAUUCAAUAGUGGAAAAUUUUAUCAUAAAUAAUCAAUCAAAUUUAGCUCCAGAUCUAUUUCAAUUAGAUCAAAUUUCUAAUCAUCAUCCUUUAAGUACACUUGGCUUUUAUUUAUUUAUGAAAACUAAUAUAUUACAAAAAUUGUCUAUACCUUCGGUGACAAUGUUGAACUGUUUAAGGCAGAUUGAAUCACGAUACAAUUCAACUGCACCGUUUCAUAAUUCAAUUCAUGCUUUAGAUGUAUUGCAUGCAACUUAUCAACUAUUUCAAUGUAAUAGUUUAAAAAAUAUCUUCAGUGAUCUUGAAACGUUUGCAAUUUUCUUUGCUAGUGCUAUACAUGAUAUCGACCAUCCUGGUUUAACAAAUCAAUACCUUAUAAAUACAAAUCAUGAAUUAGCUCUAUUGUACAAUGAUAUUUCAGUCUUGGAAAAUCAUCAUUUACAUGUAGCUUUUAAAUUGAUUAAUACAGAGAAAGAAUGUGAUUUUACACAAUAUUUUACUAAUCAACAAAAAUUAUUAUUUCGUAAAAUGGUAAUCGCUUUAGUAUUAUCCACUGAUAUGAGUAAACAUAUGUCAUUAUUGGCUGAUUUAAAAACAACUGUUGAGAAACAAAAAGCAUUUCAAGGCAAUGUAAUCAAUUUGGAUAGUUAUUCAGCUCGUAUGCAGAUAUUAGAAUGUAUAAUACAUGCAGCUGAUUUAAGUAAUCCAACAAAACCAUUAAAAAUAUAUCAAGAAUGGGUUUCAAGAAUUAUGGAAGAAAUGUUUCGUCAAGGUGAUCAAGAAAAACAAUUUGGAAUUGAAAUUAGUCCAAUGUGUGAUAGAGAAACUGCAUGCAUUUACAGUACACAAAUUGGUUUCAUUGAUUACAUAGUUUAUCCAUUAUGGGAGACAAUGGCUGAACUUCUACAUCCAGGUGUACAAGUUCUAAUGGAUAAUAUAGCAAACAAUAGAAAUUGGUAUAUGAAUGCAAAAGAGAAAGAAGAAAAAGAAGUAAAUAAAAGAAACAACAGUAUUGAUCAGUAAUAGUAAAGUAUUACUAUUAUAUUUUGUAAAAAAGAUCUUUCAUUAAUUUUUUUUUACAAACAAACAAACAAAAAGCAACUGAAUAACCAGUUCUUCUUAAUAUACAUAGAAACCUCUUCGAUAUACAUAUACGUAUUGAAUAUUGAACCGAAAAAAAAACAAAAAAAGGGGAGAAGCCCAUAAGUAAACUCCUAUAUAUUCAUCUAUCUUCUUUUAUAUACAAAUCUCUUUAUAAAAAGACAAUAACAUUUUGUGCCAAAUAUAAAUAAUAAAAAAUAUCUUUGUGCAAAAAAGGGAGGAUCAUUCAGAUUAUCAUUGAAUAAAGAGAAACUUUGAUUUUUCUUUUUUUUUUCAAGGAAAAAUAAUGCACAAAUUUGUAGGAUUCAUUUUAUUUAGAUAAAGUACUUGUUGUGAUACAGUCGAGUGAGAAUUUGUGCGAGUUUCUUAUAUAUGUAUGUUAUGGUCCAAAUCCAUCAAUCAGGAGCAGUGAAUUAUGGAUCGGAUCAAUGACGAAUAAAAACCCGUACGAACAGUUUAUAGUCUUUAUCGGUCCUGUUUCUUGCCUAGCCCAGCCACUUAAAAUCAGAACACCAAUCUCAGCCUCUGCAAUAUGAAUCGUUUAUUUCAAGCAUACUGGGUUUAUAUACCAACCAGACAGACCACAUCGUACCAUAAAAUAUGAAACAACAUUUGUACAAGAAUUAGCCAAUUGUGACAGUGAGUGUGGGAGCUCAUAAUUAAUAGACAGGGCAUAAUUCAAAAAUGGUAAAUCGCAUAAUAAUAGUUCAUAGGUUAAAAUAAGGCUCAUAAUAAGAGGGAGAUGAAUAUGAAUAAUUUAGUUAAUGAACAAUUAUACGACAAAAAUAUACGCACAGUAUUGGUCCAUAAAUAAAUCCCAAAAAACUACCACUCAUUAUUCUUAUCGGGACACUACAAUGUAUGUUAGAAUAACCGAUUAUUGAGUAAUGUUGUGUGUAGGGGGAAAGAUGUUAAAUCAGUUAGUGAGAAAGUACGAACUCUUAACGAUUGAGAUCAUUAGGAUAGGUAACCACGAACGGAGUUGAUUGACGAAGAAUUAGAUUGAAAGGAAGCAAUCAAGUGAAAAUAUGACAUAAUACCGUGAAGUCGAUAACUAUUGAAUUUGACCAUAUCUGUAGAUGCAUAGUGGGUGUCAAUGAGAUUAUCGUGUUUUAGUCGGAAAGCGUCGAGUGUUAUAAAUCAGGAUUGACGGCGACGACAAAGAUAUAUUAGUCUUUUGUUUUCUCAUAGAUCUUGAAUUUUAAAAUGAACAUUUACUUCUUACUUCAGAAAUUCAUUCAUUCUGCUCUAAUCAUAUUCUCAAUGCGUAGUUUUUUCACUAUCAAAAUUAUUAUUACCUCAAAAUUCAUGUAUCUUUGUAGUAAUUUAGUAACUUAGAUGGAUACGUCAGUCAGUCAGUCAGCUACAACGUAGGACCAGGCACAUAUAUGCAUCGGU